AUGGUGUCUUAUCCUUGCACUUAUCCUUUAUCCUUUAUUUCAUUUUAUUUUUUAUUUCUAUCUAUUCUUCGAUUGUACUUACACGAAUUUUUCAGUUUCCUCUUUAUAUUUCAGUGCGACGGUGUACGUCCUCCGUAUCAACCGGUGUUGAAACUUUCGCAGUUCGACACAUCAAAAUCUAUCCAGGACCAACAGUUCCUUUAUUCUGUUAAGAAUAACAUAAGUACCACUCAAGUGAAUAAUUCUAUGUCUCCUGACCAACAAAUGUCUGUAUCACCGUUUUUUCUUUCGCUUUUUUAUUUGGCUAAUUCGGCACAGGAACGAUACCUCGUACAAAGUGCCUUGCGUCGCAGAAUAUGGCUUUCCCUAGGUGGUGAAGAUUCUUCGCGACAUGAGCAGUUCUCAGAUACUAUUUUCUGGUGUGUUGAUCUUAUUUUCACUAAGCAGCUAGAAGAUGGAACGGCCUCCCAAUACUCCUACCGUGUCCAAAAUAUACCCGAAACGAUAAGAGUCGAAACAGUCCUACGUCAGUUUCUUAAACCGCGUCAGCACGGUUGCAUUGUAUCGAAGUCAGAUCUAGACAUGGAAAAAAUGGCACCGUUUAUUGAAGCUGGAAUAGAAAGUGUCAAUGGAUUUAUGCUUGUUCCAGACAUGGAGUACUAUGGGAUUAAUUUUGGGAAGGAUUUUUUGCAUAAUAUGCGGAACAGAGUUAUUGUCAAUCAUCCGAGGAUUAUUAUCACUUUGAAUACAGAGUUCAUAUCAUCGCAUCAGGUGGGGUGCCUCAUACCUAGUUAUGCCUUGAAUCACUCUCUAUGUCCAGUUGCUCUUAUUCUCAUGUUUGUUUUCUUUUUCGAGGGAUCUGAUCGUUGUGCUAUGCGUAGAGGUCGUGGUGGUUUCCGAAGUGGUUUCCGAGCUGGCCAAGGAGGACCUCGUUUAAAAUUUCGCAGAGGCUCACGUGAUCGUGGUGAUGGUCGGCGCGAUCACGGCACACAGCGGGGUAACAGUCGAGACAGGUUUAAGGUAUUUCACCAAAAUUCUUUUCUUGUUUCAGUGGUAUUUGUGCACCAUUUCUUUUUUGCAGGAUCGCUUUAA
Angiostrongylus costaricensis is the source of this 1092-nucleotide messenger RNA. NCBI's taxonomy places the organism in Eukaryota, Metazoa, Nematoda, Chromadorea, Rhabditida, Metastrongylidae. The record is from the annotation of a GenBank genome assembly.